GGGUCUUCCCGCCGAGCGGCAAGCUUGAGGUGAAAGCAUCUCCUACUCCCUGGCGAAAAGGAAGCAGCACACCCAUUGUCAUCCGCUCACACCUCCACAUCAUGAACUCCCUCCGUGUCGCCCGCGCGGCAAUCAGAGCCCGCCCAUCUGCCUUCCGCGCGCCGCUCCAGAGGCGCACGUAUGCCGACGUUGCGCCCGACAAGAUCCAGCUGAGCUUGGCUCUACCUCACCAGGCCAUCUACAAGUCGCAAGAUGUCGUUCAAGUCAACUUUGCCGCAGAGUCUGGCGACAUGGGUGUCCUCGCGAACCACGUUCCCUCCAUCGAGCAGCUGAAGCCGGGCCUCGUCGAGGUCAUUGAAGAGGCUGGAGGAAGCAAACAAUUCUUUUUGUCUGGUGGCUUUGCGACCGUCCAGCCCGGCUCGGUGCUCAGCAUCAACGCCGUUGAAGGCUACCCAUUGGAAGACUUCAGCGCCGAGGCCGUGAGGAACCAGAUCUCCGAAGCCCAAAAGAUCGCACAAGGCAGUGGCAGCGAGCAGGAUAUUGCCGAAGCAAAGAUCGAACUUGAGGUUCUGGAGAGCUUGCAAGCUGUGCUCAAAUAGAUACGCCUCCGGAUUAAUUGUACAUAGUCCCGUUACAACGAUAUCUGGUGAUCUCGCACCUUCUCUUCCAAACCACGCUGCGCUCCACUACAGGGACGUCCCUUCCAACUCGCCCUUGACCCAGGCGCUGUUUCUGUUUCGCCUUUCCCUCAUCUU
This is a messenger RNA of Neohortaea acidophila, 755 nucleotides long. Its product is annotated as ATP synthase delta chain. Gene Ontology annotation, molecular function: proton-transporting ATP synthase activity, rotational mechanism. NCBI's taxonomy places the organism in Eukaryota, Fungi, Ascomycota, Dothideomycetes, Mycosphaerellales, Teratosphaeriaceae. The transcript has 6 exons. Gene Ontology annotation, biological process: proton motive force-driven ATP synthesis. Bases 102 to 599 code for a protein of 165 amino acids. The record is from RefSeq and is a predicted model, not a curated record.